Messenger RNA from Sarcophilus harrisii (Tasmanian devil), 1586 nucleotides. It is a transcript of the gene CCDC192, whose product is annotated as coiled-coil domain containing 192. The record is from RefSeq and is a predicted model, not a curated record. The coding region runs from base 87 to 923 and encodes 278 amino acids. The transcript has 7 exons. NCBI's taxonomy places the organism in Eukaryota, Metazoa, Chordata, Mammalia, Dasyuromorphia, Dasyuridae.
UGGUGGCAGGAAUUCUAAAACUCCAGGGAAUGGAUUAGUCAGUGCCUGCCUAAUGGAGAAGGGCCCUCAGUGCAGCCAGGCUUGAGAUGGGGUUAUGUUAUAGCAGGAAACCUGGGGAUGUGUCCCCAUGGUCUGAGAGGGUCAUAUCUGGCACGACUGACAAGAGCCUUGUGCCUGAUAGAAGUUCAGUGAUGGAUUCGCCAGAAAAAAACAGAAUAGCGACAGAAGCCCUGGAAUCAGGACAGAUGGUCCAUGCUUUGACACAGCUGGAAGAAUUGGAACUGUGCCUAAAAGCAGCAGAAGAAAAGACUAAGACAUUAACAGAGCGGCUUGUGGUGUCUGAAGAAAUUAAGUCAAAAUUACUUGAACAAGUGUCCUGGCUAGAAGAACAACUAGAGGCAGCUGACAAUAAAGUAGCAAGGGGGCAACCAUGUGAAGACAUCAUGCAUGCCAAAAAUCAGUACAUAGAAAAAUUGCAAGCUGAAGUUAAAGCUUCACAAGAACAACUUGCCACUCAUAAACUUAAGCACAAAAGGAAAAUGAAAAAGCUACAGACUGAUUUGGCAACAGCUAAGCAGGAGGCUGCCAUCACAGUUAUGGAACUCAAUGAGAAGAUAAAGGCUUUAUAUGAAGGAACGCCAACCCCUAGAGAAGGAAACUCUCUGGAAGAGUCCUGCCAAGGCCUUCCACCUGUGGAAGAAGGAGAUAGAAGAAUUAGUCUGAUUAUGGAGUUGUCUACACAAGUGUCACUACAGACAGAGAAGAUCAAUCUGUUAGAAGAAGUUUUAGAGGAAAAGGAAAAGAAGAUACAACAGCUGGAAGCAGAGAGAGCAUUUGCAAUGGUCAAAAUUGAAAAUAUUUCAGAAGCACCAAGUGCUUGUAAUGAUAACAAUACUUUUGUGGACAUUGAUGACAAUUUGUAAAGAUUGCUUAGUAAGCAGACAAUAAAAGUUUAUUAAGUCAUCAAGCUAGACAGCAAACUGAAGUAACCUCACUAUGUAUCAGUCUCAAGGUCAAGAGAAUCUGUUGGAAAAAUAGAGGAAAGGGCUAAGAAGCAAAUGCAAAAGUCAGCCUUUGAAUCCCCCCAUUAUAUAGCCAGCAUCAAUCUGCAGGAUCUAGGAAAGCAGGCUUUCAAUCAGAAUUCUAAUAGUGUUUGUAAAUCAUUCCCAGGUUUCAGUGACAGUGGGGUAUAUGGGGGGAGAGAGACACAGAAGAAGUUAAGUAGUGAAGGAACUGAUUAAAACUGUCCUUGGAGGAAGAAAAUAACUCAAACUCCUUUUAUAUGCAGCUGUAUUGUAAAAGGAGAAUUGGAGCAGUGAAAAGGUUUGAACUGGUGAACUCUCCUGGGAAGGUGCCAGAGAAGGAGAAGCAUUACUAGUUUAGUAAAUAAGCCUGUUCUCUGUCCUUUUAUUUUUCGGGGUUUUUUUCUUUAGGUAUGCAUUUUGGUUACAUUUAGAAAGGGUUUGUUGAAAUGAAACCAAAGAAAUUAGAAGAACAAGAAGAGGUAGGUUUUGUAGAAUAUUCUCCUCCCCUGACAAAAACCCUCAAUAAACUCAUCUUUCUAUUAAGAGAAAAGUUAUGUUUUA